UGCGAAAAAUAUACAAACACCUCUCUCCAUCAGAUCAGAGCCACGCCACUGAUCCCACCUCUCUCUCGAUAUUUCUUCAUGAAUCUCUGCGUGUGUCUUUCUCUCUCGGUGAGCGAGCAAAUGGAGUUAGCUUCAUGUACUUCACGCUUCCCAUGCGCCACUAAGCUUCGUCCUCGAGAGCCUCGACUGUUAACCAAUCCCAAGAGAACAUUUCCGAAGCGGAAGAAAAACGCUCUCAAUUUGGAUACACGCAGCCUUCAUUUGAGAAGGAGCAAGUCUUCGAUGGUUGUGAGUGCUAGAGACGGUGGCGGGCCCGAGGCCGGGACUGCUACUGCCGUGGUGACCGAGAAGCCCAUGCUCGGGCGAUUCCUAGUGUCCCGAGGCUAUCCGGCGCCGUUUGGGGCUACGGCUCGUGAUGGUGGGGUCAACUUCGCCAUCUAUUCUGCCAAUGCCGUCUCCGCCACUCUCUGCCUGAUCAGCCUCUCCGAUUUACAGGACAAUAAAUUGACUGAGCAGAUCUCUCUUGAUCCACUGACUAAUAAGACUGGUGAUGUUUGGCAUGUAUUUUUAAAAGGAGAUUUUAUCGAUAUGCUUUAUGGCUACAAAUUUGAUGGAGAGUUCUCCCCGAAAGAUGGGAAUUACUAUGAUUCGUCUCAGAUACUGUUGGACCCUUAUGCAAAAGCAGUUCUAAGCAGAGGGGAGUUUGGUGCUUUGGGAACUGAUGGUAAUUGCUGGCCCCAAAUGGCGUGCACGAUACCUUCUUUUGAUGAUGAGUUUGACUGGGAAGGGGAUUUGCCUCUGAAAUACCCACAGAGGGAUCUUAUCAUAUAUGAAUUGCAUGUGCGAGGAUUUUCAAGGCAUGAAUCCAGUGGGACUGAAUUCCCUGGUACAUAUCUUGGUGUUGUGGAGAAGCUUGACCACUUAAAGGAACUUGGUGUCAAUUGUCUAGAGUUAAUGCCAUGUCAUGAGUUUAAUGAAUUGGAGUAUUUCAGCUACAAUUCUGUCUUGGGAGACUACAAGGUGAACUUUUGGGGGUAUUCAACUGUCAAUUACUUUUCACCAAUGAUAAGAUAUUCAUCUGCUGGUAUGCAUAACUGUGGGCGGGAUGCAAUAAAUGAAUUCAAGCUUCUUGUUAGAGAAGCACAUAAACGAGGAAUCGAGGUCCUCAUGGACGUUGUUUUCAAUCACACAGCUGAAGGGAAUGAAAAUGGCCCCAUUUUGUCUUUUAGAGGCAUUGAUAACAGUGUCUAUUACAUGCUUGCACCGAAGGGUGAGUUCUAUAAUUAUUCUGGAUGCGGUAACACAUUCAAUUGCAACAAUCCUGUUGUUCGUCAAUUUAUAGUGGACUGCUUAAGAUAUUGGGUUACAGAAAUGCAUGUUGAUGGAUUUCGCUUUGAUCUCGCAUCUAUUAUGACCAGGGGUAGCAGUCUCUGGGAUGCACUUAAUGUGUAUGGUAAACCAAUAGAAGGUGACUUGCUGACAACUGGCUCUCCUCUCAGCAGCCCUCCAUUGAUUGACAUGAUAAGUAACGAUCCAAUACUUCGUGGAGUAAAGCUUAUUGCUGAAGCAUGGGAUACUGGUGGCCUGUACCAAGUUGGCACAUUUCCUCACUGGGGCAUUUGGUCAGAAUGGAAUGGGAAGUAUCGUGACACAGUGCGACAGUUUAUCAAGGGUACCAAUGCCUUUUCUGGGGCUUUUGCUGAAUGCCUAUGUGGGAGUCCUAAUUUAUACCAGGAAGGAGGAAGGAAGCCAUGGAACAGUGUCAACUUUGUAUGUGCACAUGAUGGUUUUACUUUGGCUGAUCUAGUGACAUAUAACAACAAACAUAACUUGUCAAAUGGGGAAGAUAACAACGAUGGAGAGAAUCAUAAUAACAGCUGGAAUUGUGGACAGGAGGGGGAGUUUGCGAGCAUUUCUGUGAAGAAAUUGAGGAAAAGACAAAUGCGUAAUUUCUUCCUCUGCCUCAUGGUUUCUCAAGGAGUUCCAAUGAUAUCUAUGGGUGAUGAAUAUGGUCACACGAAGGGUGGAAACAACAACACAUACUGCCACGAUAGCAAUGUCAAUUACAUGCAAUGGGAUAAGAAGGAAGAGUCUUUGCCAGACUUUUUUAGAUUUUGCUGCCUUAUGACCAAAUUCCGCCGUGAAUGUGAGUCACUUGGCUUGGAUGACUUUCCAACAGCAGAGAGGCUGCAGUGGCAUGGUCAUGCUCCUGGUGUUCCAGACUGGUCUGAAACCAGCCGUUUUGUGGCCUUUACACUGAUUGACUCAGUGAAGGGAGAAAUCUACAUUGCUUUCAAUGCCAGUCACCUACCUGUUACGAUUACAUUGCCCGAGCGACCUGGAUUCAGAUGGGAGCCCUUGGUAGAUACGAGCAAGCCUGCACCAUAUGACUUUCUUUCCAGUGACGUUCCCGAAAGAGAGGUUGCAGUUAAACAGUACGCGCACUUCCUUGACGCAAACCUUUACCCCAUGCUUAGCUAUUCUUCCAUCAUUCUCUUGCUCUUUCCCGAAGAAAAUGCUUAGCUCAAAGGUAAUGUGUGGCUCAAAACCCAACUACCUUGAAAAUAAAUUGCCUCAAAAUCAGUUUAGUACAUAUUCAAUUCCUUGUAUCAUAGUCUUGGAUAUGUUAGCAGAUCGUAGAACCUGUAAACAGAUAUCGUAUUGUCAGAUAAAUUGCAUAUAAACAAAGAAAAAGGAGGAAACAACUAUUAAAAAAAGAAUAAUCGAAAUAAUAUCGAAGAAGGGAAUUUGUAUUAUAGCAGUCGAGGCAGGAUUGUACGUUGCCCUCGUAUAAAAAGGUGUAGAUUCAAUCAGUUGUGAAUGAUUGAAGCAUCAUCUAGUUAGAUUUGGAUGCUAGACAGAAACAUCAUCCACGUAAUGAAGCUAAAUCAGUUGUGAAUGAUUGGACAGUCAA
Molecule: messenger RNA, 2914 nt
Organism: Juglans regia (Persian walnut)
Lineage: Eukaryota; Viridiplantae; Streptophyta; Magnoliopsida; Fagales; Juglandaceae
Product: isoamylase 1, chloroplastic
Exons: 18
Coding region: 79-2523 (814 amino acids)
Biological process (GO): carbohydrate metabolic process
Molecular function (GO): hydrolase activity, hydrolyzing O-glycosyl compounds
Source: RefSeq, a predicted model, not a curated record